UUCUCCGUAUGUACAAACGACACCUGCUGAAAUUUCCUUUUCAAUACAACUGUUAAAGAUACAGGAGCCCUGUCCUCCUUUGCAUAGGGUCACCCUAACUUCUGACACUCAGUCGAGUGAAGGACUUUGGUCUGUGGCUCCCAGAUGAAGAAACCUCCCCAAGUCUCUGCUUGCUCUUUGUGUCUUGACAUUCGCCAGCCUUUCCUUCUGGGACAAGAUCUGAUUGCUACAUGGGGCCCUCCACAUUUUGUCUCCCCCUGAAGGUAUAAUAACUCUUUGAUUGAACAGUGUCUUCAUUUUGCAGGUCUUUAGUAGCACUGCCUGUUACAACUGUCAUUCAGUGGAAAGAUUGGUAUCAGGAGUGACUCAUUGCGUUGGCCUUCUGGGAGAAUUCCUUUGAGAAACAGAUCAAAGAUGGCGGAUCAAUACUCAGCUGGCUCUGAAGCAGGAAGAGGCCCUGAUGCCGUGAAGAUCGAGAGCACUGGGGAAUUCUUGGAAACAGCAGUGCAGAAGGACCUGGAUGAAGACAAGGCUAACUCUGACGUGCAGCGCCAGCGUUUCAAGCAGCUUCGCUACCAGGCAUCUGAGGGGCCCCGAGAGAUCUGCAGCCAACUCCACUUUCUUUCCCGGCAGUGGCUGAAGCCAGAGCAACACACAAAUAACAAAAUCGUGGACCUGGUAGUCCUGGAGCAGUUCCUGACCAUCAUGCCGGCGGACAUGGCGAGCUGGGUGAGAGAAUGCGGAGCGGAGACCAGUUGCCAGGCGGUGGCCCUGGCAGAAGGCUUCCUCCUGAGCCAGGCAGAGGACCAGAGGCAGCAAGAGCAGCAGCAGCAGCAGGCACAGAGUCUGUUUGCAGACGUGGGACCUGAUUUCCCUGCAACAGUGAAAGCUCCACCUGAGACCUGGGAGAGCCCCCCACGGAGGGGAAUCCGGCAGGAGGGUGACCAAGGUGCCUCUUUGCAGGGGGAGAGAAUGUUGCCAGCAAUGGGUCCUCAGCCACCCCGUCGCCUUUGUGAUGGAGUGGAGCCGGAUCAGGCCUUUGAGGAGGUUGCUGUGUGCUUCACGGAGGAGGAGUGGGCGCUGCUGGAUCCUGACCAGAGAGCUCUGCACAGGCAAAUCACAGAGGACGUCUGUGGGAUCAUGGCCUCUCUCCAAGGUGACUGUUGGGUAGCAGAGAAUGAGAGAGGACCAUGCGGGAUGCUAUCGAAGGAAGAAAGACACACAAACAGCAAACAGAGGAGAUGGGGAAAUGGAGCCAAUUGGAAAAUGAGGAAUAAUUCCUUUCUUUAUCAGGCCAAUGGCAACGCCGAUGUCGCAAUUCAACAACAAAUACAUAAAAGUCAGGAAAAGAACAGGUUCCAAAUUAGAAGGAAAACCCUGAAUACUGAAUCAAGUGUGAAAGCUUACUGCAAAAUUCCCACAUUGAAGAAAGCAUAUAAAUGCAAGGACUGUGUAAAGAGCUUCACUGAGAGGAGAAAUCUCAUUUCUCAUCAAAGAAUUCACACAGGGGAGAAACCAUAUCAUUGUUUGGAGUGUGGAAAGAGGUUCAGUCAAAAAUCACUCCUUAUGUAUCAUCAAAGAAUUCACACAGGGGAAAAACCAUAUAAAUGCUUGGAGUGUGAGAAGAGCUUCCGUUUGAACACACUUCUUUCCUCUCAUCAAAAAACCCACACAGGAGAAAAACCAUAUCAUUGUUUGGAGUGUGGAAAGAACUUCAUUGUGAAGAGUCAUCUCACUUCUCAUCAAAGAACUCACACAGGGGAGAAACCGUAUCAUUGUUUGGAGUGUGGAAAGAGGUUCAGUCGAAAAUCACUUCUUAUUUAUCAUCAGAGAAUUCACACAGGGGAAAAACCAUAUAAAUGCUUGGAGUGUGAGAAGAGCUGCAGUCAAAAAAGUAACCUAAUUCGUCAUCAAAGAAUUCACACAGGGGAGAAACCAUAUAUAUGCUUGCAGUGUGAAAAGAGCUUCCGUUCGAAGGCACACCUCUCCUCUCAUCAAAAAACCCACGCAAGAGAAAAACCAUAUCAUGGUUUGGAGUGUGGAGAGAACUUCAUUGUGAAGAAUCAUCUCACUUCUCAUCAAAGAACUCACACAGGGGAGAAACCGUAUCAUUGUUUGGAGUGUGGAAAGAGGUUCAGUCGAAAAACACUCCUUAUUUAUCAUCAAAGAAUUCACACAGGGGAAAAACCAUAUAAAUGCUUGGAGUGUGAGAAGAGCUUCCGUUUGAAGACACUUCUUUCCUCUCAUCAAAAAACCCACACAGGAGAAAAACCAUAUCAUUGUUUCGAGUGUGGAAAGGACUUCAUUUCAAAGAGUUGUUUAACACGACAUCAAAGAACUCACACAGGGGAGAAACUAUAUCAUUGUUUGGAGUGUGGAAAGAACUUCAUUGUGAGGAGUCAUCUCACUUCUCAUCAAAGAACUCACACAGGGGAGAAACCGUAUCAUUGUUUGGAGUGUGGAAAGAGGUUCAGUCGAAAAACACUCCUUAUUUAUCAUCAAAGAAUUCACACAGGGGAAAAACCAUAUAAAUGCUUGGAGUGUGAGAAGAGCUUCCGUUUGAAGACACUUCUUUCCUCUCCUCAAAAAACCCACACAGGAGAAAAACCAUAUCAUUGUUUCGAGUGUGGAAAGGACUUCAUUUCAAAGAGUUGUUUGACACGACAUCAAAGAACUCACACAGGGGAGAAACUAUAUCAUUGUUUGGAGUGUGGAAAGAGCUACAGUCACAAAAGCAACCUAAUUAGUCAUCAAAGAAUUCACACAGGGGAGAAACCAUAUAUAUGCUUGCAGUGUGAAAAGAGCUUCCGUUCGAAGGCACAACUCUCCUCUCAUCAAAAAACCCACGCAAGAGAAAAACCAUAUCAUUGUUUGGAGUGUGGAAAGAGUUUCAGUCAAAAAACACCCUUUGUUUCUCAUCAAAGAAUUCACACUGGGGAGAAACCGUAUCAUUGUUUGGAGUGUGGAAAGAACUUCCAUUGGAGCACACAACUCUCCUCUCAUCGAAAUACUCACACAGGAAAAACCGUAUAAUUAAUUGGAGUGUGGAAAGAGCUUCAGUGAAAAGUCAAAUCUCACUCGACAUCAAAGAACACACACGGGAGAAACCACAUCAUUGUUUGGAGUGUGGAAAGCGCUUCAUUGUGAAGAAUUAUCUUACUGCUCAUCAAAGAAUUCACAUGGGAGAAACCAUAUAAAUGCUUGGUGUGUGGAAAGAGCUUCAGUCUUCAGUCUAGUUAAUUCCUCUACUGAGGGCAUGACAAAAGCAAAUCAACGUCUGGAGUGUGAAAAGAGCUUUGGUCAGGACAAGUCUGAGUUCUCAUGAAAGAACUCACUGGGUAGAAACCGUAUCAUUGUUUGGAAGGUGGAAAGAGCUUUUCUCAGAAGAGGUAUCUCAGUCAGCAUGAAAGAAUUCACUCUCGGGAGAAACCCAUCUAAAUGCUUGGAAGAUUGAAAGCGCUUCAGUAGGAACAAACACUUUGGUUCUCAUCAAAGGAAUCACACAGGGAACAAGUUUUAUAACGCUUUGGAGUAUGGGGGAAACGUUACAUCUCAUCUUCUCAUCGAAUAACUUACACUGGGGGAGAACAUAGAAAUACUUGGUUGUUGGAAGAUAAGUCCUCAAGUGUAACUUUGGCUGUUGCUAAAUUUCCUACAGUGGCAGCCAAGAUUAGAGCUCUUUGUGUAUUAGACUAAAGUUGAUAAUAGCUCUAACUGUAUGAUUUCAUGUCUGAUUCUUGUGUUUGGUUGUUUGUUUCUUUUCUUUUUAUGGAUCUAUAGAUCGCAAUAAAGAAAGUUUAAGAAAUA
This is a messenger RNA of Elgaria multicarinata webbii, 3807 nucleotides long. RefSeq names its product zinc finger protein 345-like. The transcript is spliced from 5 exons. The record is from RefSeq and is a predicted model, not a curated record. Gene Ontology annotation, molecular function: DNA-binding transcription repressor activity, RNA polymerase II-specific; RNA polymerase II cis-regulatory region sequence-specific DNA binding. Gene Ontology annotation, biological process: regulation of transcription by RNA polymerase II. NCBI's taxonomy places the organism in Eukaryota, Metazoa, Chordata, Lepidosauria, Squamata, Anguidae. Bases 415 to 3033 code for a protein of 872 amino acids. Gene Ontology annotation, cellular component: nucleoplasm.